This is a messenger RNA of Tigriopus californicus, 1480 nucleotides long. RefSeq lists its product as uncharacterized. The record is from RefSeq and is a predicted model, not a curated record. Lineage: Eukaryota; Metazoa; Arthropoda; Copepoda; Harpacticoida; Harpacticidae.
ACCGAGGCCGGACAACGGGCCGGACGCCAUCAAGCCACGCGCCAAGCCCGAGCCGAAGGCUUGGCUUUAGGAUUCCGCAAAGGGAUCGAGAUUGGAGCUCGCGUGGGAUUCUUUCAAGGAUUCGCCCAAGUUUGGCUGGACGCUUUAUCGGCUACUUCAAACGGAAGGGACUCGUUGUCCGCCCGACAAAUCAAAGCUCGCAAGAUCUUGGGAAGACUUGAAGCUCUGGCCCGAUCCUUUUCGUCUGAGAACAUGGCCGACCAAGAUGUAGUAAAUGAUUUGCAUGCCAUGGAGUCCAAAUUUAAAGCUUGCUGCUCACUUUUAAAAGUUCCGACUACAACGCUCAGUCCAUCGGUUGUCUCGUGGUAGACAGUGUAGACGAGGUCAGUGAUGGAGGGUGUUGCGGCUGGGCUCGACCCCGAGCCCAAUCCCUGGCCCCCCAAUGGCUCGGCUCAAGACUCUGGAGUGGAGACCGAAUGUGACCAAGAAAGCAAUGACAGUAGUUUAUCGUCGGUGAGUGUGGGCGGGGCUGGACCGGGUUUACCUCCGGCUGCCAUAGUUGGAGCUUCACCUCCGGUACAACCCGCUGUAGAUGCAGCAAUGGCCGAACCCUUGGCCGGUCCAUCUCACUCCCCCAUCCUGCCUUCUCUCCCGCCCACCCCCGAGCCGACUCUGCCCGUGUCUUCUUCGUCGUCCUCGUUGAUGCCACCCCCGUCUGUAACUGAAGACGGAUAUUUGGGUGAUUGUUCGUCCGAUGGAGGCAACGAGAAGAACUUUCCCAUGCCACCUGAAAAGCUGAAAAGGUUACUCUUUCAAAGACACGCUGGAGGCGGUGGCGACAAUUCAGGCUCCGACACCAACCUCCCCAAUGGCGUAGAUCUAGUAGAACCGCCUGCCGGGUUGGCUUUUCAGAGUUUGUCCCAAGAGCUGCAUCAUGGUUAUCAAAUAUUGAAUAAUGUGCGUGGAAACGGAUCGGUUUUAGGACCUGCCGGUCAUCACCAUUCUCAAAUUGGAUCGCGUAAAAUGCGCUCCAUGAUAAAGAAUAAACUGUCCAAUGCUGCCAACAGUAACAAUUGGUCGCACAUGAAGGCCUACAUGGCUGGGCGUAAAUUAAGAACUGCAGCAAAUGUGAACAAUGUGGAAACAAUCAAUCAGCUUUUAGCUAGUGGUGUGGAUCCUAAUGCGGUGGAUGACCAUCAACGAACAGCUCUCCAUUUUGCCGCUGCCAAAGGCUACUCAGAUAUUGUGAACGUGCUUUUACAGAAUGGAUCGGAUCCAAAUCAGAAGGAUUCCUUGGGCAAUACUGCUCUUCAUCUGGCUGCUUGUACAAAUCACAUCGAUGUUGUCACCUUACUUCUUCGGGCUGGGACCAAUCUCGCAGAGCUGGAUAAUAAUGGACGAACUCCCGUACAAUUAGCUCAAGCAAAGUUGAAGAUGUUGCAAAGAAACCAGAGUUCUGCCACCGAGAUGGGAAAGGUUA